CUGUGUGACCGACGAACCGACCUCACGUCCUCAGCGUAAAGCAGCGCAGCUCCUCCGCUCGAGCGUCUGUCCUCUGCCGUGGUUGCUGGGUGAAUUUCAGAGCCUUCAUCAUGGUUUUCGAGAAGAACAUGCUCACGCACGGCGACCCCGACGACGAGGAGGAAGAGGCGCCUGCUGAGGAGGAGGAAGAGGAGGAAGAAGAGGAAGACAUGGUGGACCCUCUAGAAACGAUCCGAGCCAAGUGUGAGCAGACUGAGCACUGUGUGCACUAUAAGGAGCGUCUGGAGGCCUGCGAGUCGCGGGUGAGCUCCAGGUCCAGCACGGAGGAGGAGUGCACUGAAGAGCUCUUUGACUUCCUGCACGCACGGGACCACUGUGUAGCACACGAGCUGUUCCACAAGGUGAAAUGACCUGCCUGCCCAGUUCCCACCAUUUGCAGCUGUAGAAUCUAUUUAACUGAUAGAAUUGUAAAAAUAAUGCCGGUAGUCCGUCAUUCUCUUGUGUUGUUGUAAAUGAGUUUUCUUGAGUUCCUGGAAUAAAUGCAUGCCACUUUUUCCAUAAAUCAUGCAGAUUUGUAGACGGGGUUGGAAGGAGUUUGUUAUGAAUCACUGCUUGUGUGGGUGAUGGACGCAUUCAUUUUAAAAGGUCGUUCAAAGAUGGGCUUAAACUAUGACUCGUUAUUGUGGUCACUUCAUAUGCAAAACUAAAUUUGCUUUACCUCAGGUUUGGUCAUGGAUUCUUCGCUCUGGCCGGAAAAUAAAGGGUUUUGAUGGUU
Molecule: messenger RNA, 775 nt
Organism: Scophthalmus maximus (turbot)
Lineage: Eukaryota; Metazoa; Chordata; Actinopteri; Pleuronectiformes; Scophthalmidae
Product: cytochrome b-c1 complex subunit 6, mitochondrial
Exons: 4
Coding region: 111-410 (99 amino acids)
Biological process (GO): mitochondrial electron transport, ubiquinol to cytochrome c
Source: RefSeq, a predicted model, not a curated record